ACACUUUGAUACAGUUCCUUAAGAAAGAGCCGGUUGUGGUUGAGACUGCGCUCUGAGUUUGUUUUAAAUCUUAAUUUCACAGGUGCUUUUCGUGUCGUCAUAUAUUUUGGCAUGAGUUGGUCGGUGAUCUAAAGCUCACGCGCCUCUCUGUCCUGCGUCGCACUGUCCCGUCCUCAGCGCACUGCGUCAUGGCGACAGUGGUUGAAAAGUUACGCAUUUCCUAACCGGAGUGUGAGGAAUAUCCCUGUGGCAGUCAGCAGAUUCACGUAAUGGUGGAUUACAAUGUUUCAGAUGCAGCAGGAGUCUCAAAGAGAGGGGGCCCCUUUAAAAUGGAGGAACUGGCUCUACGUGAUUUGCUGGAAUGUCCUUUGUGUUUUGAGCCACUGGAUCUGUCAGCCAAGGUUCUGCCCUGCCAGCACACUUUCUGUAUGUCCUGCCUACAGAGGCAGGAGGCAGCCCACUCUCAGCUGCGCUGCCCAGAAUGUCAUGCUCCUGUGUCGACCAGGACGUUGGAGGAGCUUCCUGCAAACCUCCUGCUAGUGCAACUCCUGGAGGGGCUUCAGGCCUCACAGGGGCCCACCAGGGACAGGCACACAGCCCACUACACAGUGCCCACAGGCACGGCAGUCAGGGAGGGUCAACACAGAGAGCAGCAAGGGCAUAAUGAGCUUGCUCUCAGAUCUUUGAUGCGUUACCAACGAGGUGAUUCGUCAGGAGAGUUGGUCCUCACACCUGGUAACGGCAUCGCCCCGAAACACAAAGUGAAUGAGAGCUGGCACCACGGAAACGCCGCUGACAGUAGCGGUGUGUCUGUCACUGCCAGCACGCCGCAGGCCGUCAGCCAGAUGCCUCAGCCCCUCCUGCAGUCCCAACCUCCGUCUCUCUGCAGGGCGCUGCAUGACUUUAACCCUGAAGAGAGGACUCUGGAAGACAGUAAAUAUUGUCUCAGCUUCCUCAAGGGAGACAUCCUCACUGUCAUCAGACGAUUGGAUGAACACUGGAUUGAAGCCAAGCUUGGGGAGAAAGUUGGAAUUUGCCCCCUGCAGUUUAUAGAGCCAAACUCAGUGGCUGCUAAACUGCUAGAGGGAAAGAAUCGGAAGGGGAGUGACUCAGCAGAAUUUAACCAUCGGACUGGGAGUGGGGGCAAAGACAAGGCCACUGACGUAUCCAAUAGGACCACCCAUUACGGAGUCCCGCAAGUCCCAGCAAAGACACCCAUCAUCAAUGCUUUGCCCCUCUCCAGCCAGCGGAAACAGCCCGCAGCCAGCAGCAUCAACUUUUAUCCGACUGCUAAAGGAGAGACGACCAACAUCAGCACUUUCAAAGGCUUCAGCCGUCAGGGCCAGCCACACCACCUCUCUCUGUCUCUUGCUGCCCGGGGCCACUCUCAUCCCUCGAGAGUGACCUCUCAGCGAAUUAGACGCCACUCUGACACUACACACAGACACCUGUUACAGAGUGAGGAGAAGAAGAUGACCAGUGAGACUCCACCCACCAUAUCUAUGGCUCUGGUGAACCCCCAAAUGUCCUCUGCCUCUGCAGACAGCAAACACUCCUCCACGCAGCAGCUCUCCAUCAGUGUGUGUGCCGUCCUUUAUUCCUACAAACCACGACGGCCUGAGGAGCUGGAGCUGAGGAAAGGAGAGAUGGUGGGAGUGUACGGAAAUUUCAAGGAAGGCUGGCUGCGUGGGUUAUCGCUCAGAACGGGCAAAGUGGGCAUUCUGCCCAGCAACUACAUCACGCCUGUGCUCAGAACCUCGGCCAGACUCCUGGAGACCAAAGCAGCUAAUGCGUCCUCGCAGUACAACACAGUAACUGGGAAGAAACCCACAGCUGCCAAGAAUCCUGCUGUGGUCCUCGCUCUUGAUAGGGUAAACUCUGAUGGAGCCAUUUACUCAACAGGACAGGUCCCAUCUGUGCCAAAUGGGGCACAUCAUGGAAUGUCAUCCGCUGGCGCUGGAAAACUGUCCCUUUAUGGGGCUUCACAAGGUUGGGACACUGUGAGGCGCAUCUUCAACCCUCCUAGAGGCUCAAACCAUUUCUCCCAUACGUCCAACUUGAAUGUCCCGUCCAACUCACAGCACUUUGCACAAGUUCAGGCGUCCGGCUACUCACCUGCCCUGCAUAGGAAGAAAAACAACAGCGUGCUGUCUACCUCUGGUAGAGGCCGGGGCUGGUUGACUGAGCCAGCAGCGCCCUCUGCUGCUGCAGUCUUUAAGGACAGAGACUUCACUGCUUCACAUGAGCAUGACAGGCAGUCUGCCAAUGGGCCUCAUUCAAUUCUAGUCAGACCUGACUCACACAAGAAUAGUACAGACAAGCCGGCAAAGUCAGUGCGGUUCUUCACAGAUGAAGACUCCCCUCCUCCAAGACUUCGGACCUCCUCCUGGUCGGCAGGAAAUCACAUUCCCUCCAACUGCCGCCCUGGCCCCUCUCCGUUAGAAGUGUGGGCCCCAUCGCUCACGCUUGGAAGAGACGGACCGGGGAUUAUUCUCAAAGAAGGAAAAGCUCCUAUUCUCAGGAAAGGCCUUGAAACUGCCAUCUCAGAUCUAAACUCUAACCUGCAGAAACCAAUAUUGUCCCAGCCGUCGCUAUCAGCCGUGUCAGCUCAGUUCAGCCCCAUCAGACACAGAGUGACCACAUCGCAUUUAGCCCAGACGGACUCAGAACUCAGUCUGCUUCAAGGAGAGCUCGUCCUUGUCCACAGACCUCGACCUGAUGGACGGGUUCUGGUUACUCAGGAGAGCAGUGGGCAGACAGGCUUAUUCCACAGUGUUAUUUUUCAAGCCCUUGACCGGCUCAGCUAGUACUACUGUAGUGUAUAUUUCUAUAUAUCAUGUGUUCAAACUGCCAAAUGACUUGACUGACCUGCUGAACAACAAGACGCGUGUUGGGGUCCGAAGGUUAAUACUGCCAUUGACAAUCCUUUGAAGGAGGUGUGUGUUUGUGUCCUGAGUGCAUAUGAGAGUGUGGUAAUAUUCUCCAGAGAUAUAUUGUGUGUUCUUCAACGUAUGUGCAUGUUUGUUUCACAUGUACUAUUAUAAGAUUUUGCACAAAAUCCCACCUAAUGACUGUUCCUUGUUUAAUACCCAUGUUACACACAUUGGUGAGUGCCUUUGUCAAAACCCACAAAGAAACAAACUAUAUUUAAAUUGGCUAUAUUUAGAGAAAUUAUGAAGUAAAAUAUAUGUACUGCUUAUGUGGUAAUAAACUAUACUUCCAGA
Molecule: messenger RNA, 3224 nt
Organism: Cottoperca gobio
Lineage: Eukaryota; Metazoa; Chordata; Actinopteri; Perciformes; Bovichtidae
Gene: sh3rf2
Product: SH3 domain containing ring finger 2
Exons: 11
Coding region: 270-2807 (845 amino acids)
Biological process (GO): negative regulation of apoptotic process; positive regulation of proteasomal ubiquitin-dependent protein catabolic process; positive regulation of JNK cascade
Molecular function (GO): ubiquitin protein ligase activity; protein binding
Source: RefSeq, a predicted model, not a curated record